This is a messenger RNA of Nothoprocta perdicaria, 273 nucleotides long. RefSeq names its product THAP domain containing 11 (gene THAP11). Gene Ontology annotation, cellular component: nucleoplasm. NCBI's taxonomy places the organism in Eukaryota, Metazoa, Chordata, Aves, Tinamiformes, Tinamidae. Gene Ontology annotation, biological process: regulation of transcription by RNA polymerase II. The annotation marks the transcript as partial. Gene Ontology annotation, molecular function: RNA polymerase II cis-regulatory region sequence-specific DNA binding. The record is from RefSeq and is a predicted model, not a curated record. The transcript has a single exon.
CGGCUGCCCGCGGCGGGGGACGAGGGGCCGCUGGAGGGCGGCCCCCCGGACCACUCGUACUCGCUCUCGUCGGGCACCACGUCGGAGGAGCUGCUGCGGAAGCUCAACGAGCAGCGCGACAUCAUCGCGCUGCUGGAGGUGAAGAUGAAGGAGAUGAAGGGCAGCAUCCGCCGCCUGCGCCUGGCCGAGGCCCAGCUGCGCGAGGAGAUCCGCGAGAAGGACCGGCUGCUGCACGCCGCCAGCGCCGGCACCCGCAAGCGCCACGGCCUCUGA